Messenger RNA from Dovyalis caffra, 819 nucleotides. NCBI's taxonomy places the organism in Eukaryota, Viridiplantae, Streptophyta, Magnoliopsida, Malpighiales, Salicaceae. The record is from the annotation of a GenBank genome assembly.
AUGGCAAUACAAGCACAGUUUCCAUAUUGGGGAGGGUCUCAAGAUUGGAUGGAGUAUGGUUGUGGAGGCUUAAAUCAGUACUUCAAUGCUCAGCAACAAAAACAGCAGCAGCAGCAGCAGCAAUGCAACAUGUAUCAGUUACAAAAUUACCAGCUUCAGAGGAAUCAAAAUAUUUUCUUUGACAAUACUCAUGUUUCUUCUGCGAAAAACAACUACAACAGUAAUCAUCUUUCAACGGGUAGCUUGGCCUCCUAUGAUGAGAAGCAAAGACAGGAGAUUGAUCACUAUAUCAGACUGCAGAAUGAGAGAUUGAGAUUGGUGUUACAAGAGCAAAAAAGGCAGCAGCUUGGACUAUUGUUAAAGAAAGUAGAAUCAAAGGCCCUGCCUAUAUUGAAACAGAAGGACGAAGAAAUAGCACAGACGGCUAAAAGAACAGUGGAGCUUGAAGAUUUCUUGAAGAAAUUAGAGUUUGAGAAUCAAACAUGGCAAAGAGUGGCUCAAGAACGCGAAGCAAUGGUUAUUUCUCUCAACAACACAAUUGAACAACUAAGAGAAAAUGCAUCGAGUUGCUUUAACAAUGACGCAGAGGAUGCAGAGUCCUGCUGUGAUGUUAGCAGAGAAGAAGAAGGGUUUCUUGAUGCUGAUGACAUAGCAAGAGAGAUGAUGAUGGUAUGCAGAGGAUGUAAUUCUAGGAAUUCGUGUAUUUUGUUCCUUCCUUGUAGGCACCUUUGCUCAUGUACAGCUUGUGAGGCUCUUCUUGAUUCCUGUCCAGUGUGUCUAACACCAAAGAAGGCUAGUAUCGAGGCUUUAAUGGUUUAG